GGCGAGGAUCACCGAGUUCAGCCGAAGGGAACCUCGCUCUCGCUGUUGUGCUUUCGUUCGGAGGCACCAGGAACGAUCGCCCGCAACCCUUUGCUACCCCUCCGACGCGUCUCGAUCGUUUCUGAAUUCGACGAUCGACAACGAGAUGGUCUGAUCUCGCGACGGCCAGUGGGGUCUUUUCAUAACGAAUUCUCCGAAGCAUCGUGAAACGAAGUUCGAGCAAGAAGAAUCCGGAUAGAGCGUUCGUACGGAUACACUUGUUUUCAUUUUCGUCUCGUCGCGUACCCGGGCCGUGGAAGUUGUCCGUUCGCUCGUGUGUCUAGUCGAGGCUCGAAUUGCUGGUGCGACGUGCACGCGAAGAAAGAUCGCCUCCAGGUUCUUCGCAGGCAACUUUCCUCCAGGCUGUUUAUAUCCGUUCGCUUGCUCCUGCGGUUCCCUGUUAAACCUGCUUAUCGAUCACUGUUCGGUACGCACAGCAGAGACAAGUGUUAUAAAUACGUUGCGAAUAAUGGUAAAGGUGAUGUGCGGACGCGUUGAUCGUGCCUUCCGUACGUGAACCAGUCGAAUGUUUCGGAAUCGUCGCCGCGGUUAGCUCGCGGCUACCCUCGCAGCGGCAACGGCCACUGACAGUUCGGAAAAGCUCGUGUGUUUAUACAUGUGUUCUAUGAUACAGUGUUCCGUAAUAAAUAUCGUCCGUCGAUCGUAAACCCGAUGCCAUAGUAAUCGCACGUCGAGGAUGGUCCCGAUUGUCCAGCUGCUGUCUCGUUGUCGUGGAAACCACCAUGUUGUGUCCUCGUCCAUUGUGCGGCUCGGCUAUCAGAAAGUGUCAUCGAAACCAAUAAAUGGAGAACUGAAAAGUCGAAGGGUAUGAGAAUCGCAACGAUGGUAACUGCAUACUUCCUCGACGAUGAUUCUGUCCAGAAUCAGAGAAACGCCGGAACGACUAUAAGGGAGACGAUUCAGUAAAAGAAAGAGAAAGAAGAGAAACAGAGGAAAUCGAAUCAUGGGUUCCUUGCCAAAUCUUCACGAGUUGUCUAAGGAAAAACUAGAGAGUCCUGCUUACAGGCCAGCACCGAUUGGUGGUUUAGGACCUAUACGACUGCCAGCUCAACCUCCACCAUUAGCACAUACACAUAGACGCGCCAGAAGUAAUGGUCAUCACCAUAAUCUGUGGGAUAAUGAUGCCAUGCUGGAGCACAUGGCAGCUUACUCUCCCAUCUCUUGUCGCUCCACAAGGACAUCUGCUUUGUCAUGGCGUCGACGGGACUCGAUGAACUCCUCUGCAGGAGCAUCAUCAGUACGACGUCUAAUUGCUGCUGUAAGAGCGGCUCCUUCUGGUCCCCGACCGCCGAAAAAAGCGAUACUAAGGCAUUGCGCGGCUCUUCUCUUAGGGCAUGCAAGCUGUUCAGCCGCCACGUUGCCCAUGUUCCCGUUGCAAGCUGGCCUUGGUACAUUCAACCCUCAUUUGGGACCGAUGCUCUUAGCUCUCCUCUAUGCGACUGCUACCAUCACCAGCUGUUUUGCGCCGAUACUCAUGCAAAGACUCGGGACAAACCUCGCGAUAAGUUCCAGCCACGUUGCUACCACUGUCUUUGUUGGAGCACAUCUUUAUCCAAAGUGGUAUGUGCUAUUACCCAGUUAUGCGGUACUGGGUGCUUGUAUAACACCGAGUUUCAUAGCACGAGUUUCUCAUGUUAACUCAUCAGCAAGUAGUUUAGCUCUGGUAUCUGCUGAUCCUGAAGAUCCUGAUGAAACGAGACGGGAGUGCCUUCUGAGACGACUUAAUAGAGGAAUUAAAUUAGCAGAAGACAUAGGUCUCGCACUGGGUUGUUUAAUCGCUGCCAUACUCGUAAAACUGACAGAUUCAGUCCCACUGGAUGCACUGAGCAAUGAAACAAAUGAUGUCUGCGGAGCAGAGUAUUGUCCAGAAGAGAUUUAUUUUGAAAAUGGCACAAAUAGUAUACCAGUAUUACCAAUUGGAACAUCCAGAAUACUGAUCAGCAUAUGGCUUGGUCUUGCGGUCCUAGGAUUAAGUAUAUCCUGCGCUUUUCUUGAUUCCAGAAUGAAGGAACCACAGAAUGUGAAUGAGAAGCAUAGUGCUCAAAACAUCCUUUCAUCCGUGAAGUCUGCAUUCCAAGAUCCUAAAUUGCAGUUGGCUGCACCACUGACACUUUUUAUAGGACUUGAGCAAGGAUUCAUCUAUGCCGACUUCAUAGAAGCAUAUGUUGUUUGUGCUUUGGGAGGAGCUGGCACAGUAACUCUAAGUUUUUUAAGUUUGGCAUCUUUACAAGCUCUAGCAGGUGUAACAUUAUCAAUGUUGUUAAGGCACAUUAAAAGAUACUUUGUUGUAGUUGUUGGAUUUGUAUUCCAUGCCUGUUUAUUGCUUGUUUUGAUGACAUGGAGACCAUCUGGUGAUGAUCCAGCUCUCUUUCAUGUUAUAUCUGCUGCUUGGGGAGUUUGUAAUUCUAUUUGGGAAACCUUGAUAUAUACAUUAGUGUUGGGUUUAUAUCCAAAUUCUUGGCAAGGACCAUUGUCAACAUCUCUUUUUUGGAGAUGGCUCGGUCUUGCUCUGACACUUGGAUUACAUGGACUAGUCUGCACGCAAUAUAGAGUACUCGGCCUUGCUUGUGUAUUACUUCUCUCUGUGGUUCCUUACAUAUGGCUAGAAAUUAGACUAGCCAAGAGAGGUAAAAGUUUAGCACCAUUGUGACUGGGAGAUUCGAUUGCAAGUGAUCAUGGUUCAAGCACUAAAACAGAAGCACGCUACAGAGAUUGAGACAAACUCGUUCUAUUCAACUUAAGAAUGGCGAAGAGACAUAGUAGAACUAGAAAACUUAUUGCGCAACACAGUACAAACAUCACAAAAAGGGGCACACGACGGAGAGCUCACAGUGUUGCCUUCGCAAAUAACAUUGAACAAUGUAUAGCAAAAGACGUUCUGUCACAAUGUUCUCCGGUAACAACUGAUAAACAGCAAAAAAGUCCAAAACCUAGUGACAGUGAUGUUCUUCCUGUCUCUUCAAGCUGAAUUCAUAAACUUUUUGUAUCUCCCACUUAUAAGUAGACUGGGAAACAAUAAGGUCAGUUUUGAAUUAAUGAGUCAACUCAGUUGCAUCAUUAUUUCAUUGUUAAUUUAUAGAGGAGUGUGCACUCAAAAAGAGAAGGGCAGGAAUGCCUUAUUUUUCCUCUUCUACUUGAUGGUCAAAAUUAAUUUUCUUUAAGACAUGCUUAAUAAUUUAACUUUUAAAUGACCUAAUCCUUUGACACAUAAAAUCAAACGAAUAUUUGAUCCAUUAGUAUCAGCUACUUAAUAAAAUUAAAUUCGUUACAAAUAACUAAAUGCUGUACAAUACACAUGCUGUUCUUUAGUUAAAGUUUGUAUAAACUGAGAAACUUGAACUGCAGUUUACCCAGUCUACUUGUUAAAUGCGUUUUUGUUUUAAACAGGUCUUUCUUCAAGUUGAAUGGAACGGGCGUAUGAGUGAUUAAAGAAAACUUCAUGCAGCAAAUAAUAACAUGCUCUUACGAGCUAGCUGUUGUUCCGAACAAGUACCAUCGAUGUAAUACCUUGAUGUCGUACAAGACUGAACGAUAGCAGAAAACUAUAAAUACACACAUAUGUUGUUAACGAUCGAACAUACCAAUCAUAGUAGUAUUUCUCUGACAAAUCAUUAACUGACGUUCAACGUCGAAACGUACCUGAUGUCUUUCAAAUCCAAUUAAUUCUAAUCUAUCCAAGAAAUGGAAUCCAUGAAUCGCAAUCUACCCUUUAUCACAGAAUCGAAAUGAAGUACCAUAAGAAAUGUAAGAUAGAGUCCAUAGUUCUACUAUAGUUAUAAAAAUCAAUAUCAAAGAUAUGUAUAUGGGAAAAUGGAUAAGCAAGUUACGAAUUUAUUGUAUGGGCGACGUUUUUAAUUUUUUAAAAGAAGAAUCUUGCCGUUUUGCGUUAAGAAAUAUACUAUACGUUACACGA
Messenger RNA from Megalopta genalis, 3973 nucleotides. RefSeq names its product UNC93-like protein. The record is from RefSeq and is a predicted model, not a curated record. Gene Ontology annotation, molecular function: potassium channel regulator activity. Gene Ontology annotation, biological process: regulation of muscle contraction; regulation of potassium ion transport. Gene Ontology annotation, cellular component: plasma membrane; striated muscle dense body. NCBI's taxonomy places the organism in Eukaryota, Metazoa, Arthropoda, Insecta, Hymenoptera, Halictidae.